Messenger RNA from Glarea lozoyensis ATCC 20868, 762 nucleotides. RefSeq names its product putative glycoside hydrolase family 61 protein. NCBI's taxonomy places the organism in Eukaryota, Fungi, Ascomycota, Leotiomycetes, Helotiales, Helotiaceae. The transcript is spliced from 5 exons. Bases 1 to 762 code for a protein of 253 amino acids. The record is from RefSeq and is a predicted model, not a curated record.
AUGGCGAGGAUUUGCUUUCUAUUUGCUUGUGCUGUCUUCUUUAGACUCACGACAGCUCACGGAGGAGUAAGCAACUAUACUGUGGGAAGCACCUGGUAUCGAGGAUAUAGUCCUGAAGAAACCCCAGAGGCCCAAGUUGGCCAGCCGUGGCUUAUUAACAGACCAUGGGCAGCCAUCGAACCCAUCUACGAUCCAAUGUCAUUGGCAAUUACGUGCAACUCCCCAGGCACACCAGCAACAUCAAGUAUCCCGAUCAGAGCAGGCCAGAAUAUCUCUGCAAUUUACUAUUAUUGGCUACACAACGUCGGACCCGUUGUAGCAUGGAUGGCAUCUUGCAACGGACCAUGCAGCUCGCCUUCCUUCAACGCUAGCAACGCAGACUGGUUCAAAAUUGGUCAAAAAGGAUUAUUGUCUGGCACUAUAGUCGAAGGAAUGUGGUUCCAGCACGAAUUCCAAGAUUGGUCUGGGGCGCCGAAUGUUUGGACGGAAACGAUACCUAAAGAUCUGAAGCCAGGGGAAUAUCUCAUUAGACAUGAGAUAAUCGCACUACAUAUCGCGAAUCAACCUCAAUGGUAUCCAGAGUGCGCUCAUCUCAAAGUUAGUGGAAAGGGAAAGAAGGUGCCGGGGAAGAAGUUUCUUGCAAAGCUACCUGGCGCUUACAGUUUGAGUCAGCCUGAGAUUGGAAUCGAUAUUUAUUCUGAUGAGUGGUACAAUCGAACAACCUACAAUAUUCCGGGGCCACCAGUUUGGAAUGGGGAAUAG